Messenger RNA from Aspergillus novofumigatus IBT 16806, 861 nucleotides. Its product is annotated as SDR family NAD(P)-dependent oxidoreductase. The record is from RefSeq and is a predicted model, not a curated record. Gene Ontology annotation, molecular function: oxidoreductase activity, acting on the CH-OH group of donors, NAD or NADP as acceptor. Bases 67 to 861 code for a protein of 264 amino acids. NCBI's taxonomy places the organism in Eukaryota, Fungi, Ascomycota, Eurotiomycetes, Eurotiales, Aspergillaceae. The transcript has 3 exons.
UAACUACCUAGCAUUUAAUUCAUUACCUUGAGAGCAUAUCCUUUUAAUCAUACACUCAGACUAACAAUGUCGCGACCUUUGGAAGGAAAAUUCGGUAUCGUCACCGGGGGCUCACGGGGCAUCGGCGAGGCAAUCGCCCGGAACCUCGCCGCAAAAGGCUGCUCGCUCCUUUUGAACUUCACCUCUGAAUCCUCCCGCGCUCGCACAGAGGAGCUCUGCGCCUCGCUGGCCUCAACGCACUCGAUCCGCUGCGUCGCCGUGCAGGCCGACCUCCUCCACGCCGAAGAAGCCCGCCGACCGCUUCCUCAACGACCCGGCAAAGGGCCCAUCGACCGCGAGUACUUCAACUGGCACUACAGCAUCAACGUGCUGGCCCCGCUGCUGCUCACGCAGGCCUGCGCGCCCUUCCUCCCCACCGACCGCUCUGGCCGCAUCGUCAACAUCUCCUCCGUCUCCUCGAGUAUCGGGUUCGCGGGCCAGAGUGUCUACGGUGGAACCAAGGCCGCGAUCGAGGCUAUGACGCGCACCUGGGCGCGGGAGCUGGCCGACCGCGCGACCGUCAACGCGGUCAAUCCCGGCCCUGUCAUCGGGGAUAUGUAUUUUGCGACCGGGGAGGAGUUCUGGAAGCAGAUGCAGGGGUUCCAGGAUGCGACGCCGCUGAGUAAGAUGGUUGAGGACGAUCCGCAGAUGAAGGAGUUGAGUGAGGAGCAGAUCCGCUUGAUCAGGGAGAAGAUGGGUGGGCGGCGGCCGGCGUUUACCAGUGAGAUUGCGGGGGUGGUGGGGAUGCUGUGUACGGCCGAUGGUUUGUGGUGUACGGGGAGUGUGGUAUGUGCCAAUGGCGGCAUGAAAAUGGGAUUCUAG